CCAAACAAAAAACAAGAAAAAAAAACAAAUAUAUAAAUUACCAAACACGUUUCUUAUUUUUUGUUUUUUAUUAUCGUCACAAAAUAAAACAAAAGGGACCUAUCCAUGGCACACCAGAAUAUGGGGCCGAAUUAAAACAAAAAUAAAUAAAAAAUUUCUAUUUUUGCAUGUUAAAAAACAAAAAAAAUUAACAAAUACAUUACCAAGGGCAACCUAUAUCUUACUAUGAUAUGUUUUAUUUUAACUCAAUGCAUGUGAGGUAGACUAUGCUCAUUUUUAAAACUUCCUCAACUACUUAAACAAGAUCUUACUUAACCCCAUUCUCAAUAAAUUCAGAAAAAACUUUCUCUUCAAUCAAACACAAAAAAAGAAUCCAUAAGUAGCUAAGGCACAAAGAUUUUGAAAUGGCUGCAUGUAAUGUGUUAAACUUUCCAAUUACGGUUUCAUACUUCUCUUCUCAUCAAAUAAUGACCAUGAUCAUCACCAUAGUCACCAUCUUGAUCAUAUCUUCUCCAGCCUCUAUUAAUGCCAAAACCAAAACAAGCCCACUUCCCUUUAAGAAAAUCUAUGCCUUUGGUGACUCUUUUACAGACACUGGCAACACCAGGUCGGCUACUGGGCCAAGUGGCUUUAACCAUGCCUCUAACCCUCCGUACGGGAUGACCUUCUUUCACCACCCAACGAACCGGUACUCAGAUGGACGGUUGGUGAUUGACUUCGUGGCACAAUCACUUUCGUUGCCUUACUUGCCUCCUUAUAAAUAUAUCAAGGGAAAUUCACCAAAUGGGGUCAACUUUGCUGUUGCUGGUUCCACUGCUAUAGACCAUGAGUUCUUUGUUAAGAACAACCUUACUCUUAAUAUCACUCCUCAGUCUAUUGAGACUCAGCUUCUUUGGUUCGAUAAGUACUUGAAGAAAAGUGUUGGGUGUAAAGCUCAGAAUGGAAUUUGCAGGGCUGCUGACCUUGAUGAUGCUCUGUUUUGGGUUGGUGAGAUUGGUGUCAAUGACUAUGCUUACACUAUUGGAUCCACUGUUUCCAGUGACACUAUUCGGAAGAUGGGCAUCAGUAGCUAUACUCGGUUUUUAACGGCAUUGUUAAAGAAAGGAGCGAAGUAUCUUGUGGUUCAAGGCUUGCCAAUGUCAGGAUGCUUGCCUAUGGCCAUGACAUUAGCUCCCCCAAAUGACAGGGACAACAUAGGCUGUGUCAAGAGUGUGAACAACCAAAGUUACACUCACAACCUAGCCAUCUUAAAGCUGGUGAAAUCUCUUAGAAGACAGUUCCCCCGUGCUGUCAUAACAUACGCCGAUUACUGGACCGCCUACCUAACGGUCAUGCAAAGUCCAGCCAAAUUUGGUAUUAAGGAGACAUUUAAAGCUUGUUGUGGCACGGGUGAUCCUUAUAACUUUGAUGUGUUUUCUGUUUGUGGGAUGCCUACUAUCAGUGCCUGUCGAAACCCGUCUCAGUAUGUGAAUUGGGAUGGAGUUCAUCUCACUGAAGCCAUGUAUAAGGUGGUCUCUGAUAUGUUCCUUAAGGGAUCACAUACUCACCCUCGUUUCAGUUACUUGUUAGACCAGAAAUUACACCAAGGAUAAAAAUGUCCCCAUUAUAUUGUAUUAGGUAUUAGAGUGUCCUACAUCGAAAAGAUGUGAGGAUACAAACUCAUUGGUUACUCCACUCAUUAACUAUUGAUUUUUAGAUGGAGUCCCAUGUAUCUAAUCAAACCUCCGUUCUAUACUAUGUAACA
Messenger RNA from Humulus lupulus (European hop), 1744 nucleotides. RefSeq names its product GDSL esterase/lipase At3g48460-like. NCBI's taxonomy places the organism in Eukaryota, Viridiplantae, Streptophyta, Magnoliopsida, Rosales, Cannabaceae. The record is from RefSeq and is a predicted model, not a curated record. The transcript has 2 exons. Gene Ontology annotation, molecular function: hydrolase activity, acting on ester bonds. Bases 405 to 1592 code for a protein of 395 amino acids.